Cheilinus undulatus (humphead wrasse) is the source of this 1371-nucleotide messenger RNA. Its product is annotated as serine/threonine-protein kinase pim-1-like. Bases 1 to 1371 code for a protein of 456 amino acids. Gene Ontology annotation, biological process: regulation of mitotic cell cycle; protein autophosphorylation; negative regulation of apoptotic process. Gene Ontology annotation, molecular function: protein serine/threonine kinase activity; ATP binding. The record is from RefSeq and is a predicted model, not a curated record. The transcript has 7 exons. NCBI's taxonomy places the organism in Eukaryota, Metazoa, Chordata, Actinopteri, Labriformes, Labridae. Gene Ontology annotation, cellular component: cytoplasm.
AUGGAGAAGAGCGUGAAGAGGAAACUUCAGGAAGCUGAUGUUCCCCCCAGAAACUCCUCUGAACCCAAGAAGGCUGGAGAUCAACCAGCGCUGAAGAGGACUAAAGCAUGCGUGCUAACAAAGCCCAAGGAAGACUUCACCAUCCCUGGACUUGAACCAGCGGAGGAGAGGACACCUGCAUGGGUGCUCAGCAAGCUGUUCAAAUACAGUGAUGAGGAGAAGGAAGACCUCCCCAUCCCUGGACUGGAACCAGCAGAGGAGAAGGCAGCAGCAUGCGUCCUCAACAAGCUGUUCCGGUACAGCGAUGAGGAGAAGGAUGGUUUCUCCAUCGGGCGUAAGAUGAAGGCCUUGGAUGGUGGAGAACCCCCAGAGAAGAGGUCCAAGGACAGCAGUGAGUCCAGCAGCUCCCCUGUCACCUGGGAAUCGGACUCCUCUGCUCCUAACCUCCAACCAUCUGAGUCCGGCACCAAACAUAAGGACGGUGACGCAGAAUUAUCAGAGGAGGAAAAAAUAUACAAGAUGUCCUCCUCAACUAACAAGAGCCAAGCCGACUUUAAGUCCAAAUAUGAGGUUCUGGGUCCACUUGGCAAGGGAGGCUAUGGAAUGGUCUACAGUGGCUUCAGGAAAUCAGACAAGCUACCGGUUGCCAUCAAGUAUAUCAAUGCAGCGAAUGUCAGGCGCCAAGAGGUGAUAUGCAAUGGAACGAGCUACAACGUCAUCCUGGAGGUGGCGUUCAUGCUCAAAGCAACAGGAUUAACAGGAGAAGUCGGCCAGUCAGCAGCGGUGUCACUCCUUGACUGGUACUUCCUGGACGACAGACUAGUUCUGGUCAUGGAGAGACCGACGCCCUGCAUGGACCUCCUGCAGCAUCUGAAGAAGCGUGGAGGAAAACUGUGUCAGGACGAGGCAAAGGACAUCUUGAGGCAGUUGGUGGAUGUCACCAUUGAUAUGGAAUCAAAGGGCAUCUUCCAUCAAGACAUCAAGCCUCACAAUGUCCUCAUACAGUCUCAGUCCGGGGUGUCAAGAGUGCGCCUCAUUGAUUUCGGCUGUGCGAGCUUCUCCUCAGAGACGUGUCAUCAUUUUUGUGGUACCCGUCUAUAUGCCCCCCCAGAGUGGUUGUAUUGUGGGGCGUACCAGGCCUGCCCGACCACUGUGUGGCAGCUGGGGGUGCUGUUCUACUCCCUCCUCCAUGGGGCAUUUACGUUUACCACCAAGGAGUUCCUGAAAGGCGCAGUUGAAUUCAACUGGAAACUGUCCAAAGAGAGCAAGCUUCUGCUGAGGAUGUGCCUGGUCGAGAACCCAGAACAUCGAAGCACCCUGCAGCAGCUUCAGAGGCUUCUGGAAACAAAAACAGAUUUCUACCGGGUGUAG